GGCUGACGCUGCGUGCAUCGACGAGUGGACCUGGGAAGCUCUGCUCUCCUUGCAGCGUUGGCGCGCAAAGCUCUUCUGAGACCCGGACUUGGAAUUUAUCAGUGGAAGCUCCAGGCUUGCUAGGCACCUGAGAGGCUCCAUUGCACUUGGCCCAUGUGAGCUCCUCCUGGAAGUUAAGUGGUGGAGUCCUGAACAUCAGCCAGGCAGCCGUGGCCUGGGGAUUCUCGAGCGACCAUUAAUGGGCAAGGUGUUUGGGUUCCUGAGGGAAACUUGCCAGUCAAUCCUGGCUGAGUCUCAGCAGUGCCCAGGAGAACCCACCGUGAAGAAGGAAAAGAACAACAACAUGAAGAGGGAGAGAGAGCAUCUAAGAGAACGUUUCAGUGCUUGGGACAACCCUCAUGGUCUGGUUGGUUUACACAACAUUGGACAGACCUGUUGCCUUAAUACCCUGAUUCAGUUAUUCAUAAUGAACGUGGAUUUUACAAAGAUAUUGAAGAGGAUAACUGUGCCAAGGGGAGCAGGAGAGCAAAGAAGAAGUGUUCCCUUCCAGCUUCUUUUGCUGCUGGAGAAGAUGCAAGACAGCCGGCAGAAAGCAGUGCGACCCUUGGAGUUUGCCUGCUGCCUCCAGAAGUACAAUGUGCCAUUGUUUGUCCAGCAUGAUGCUGCUCAGCUGUACCUCACAGUUUGGAACCUAAUUAAGGACCAAAUCACUGAUGUGGAUUUGGUAGAGAGGCUGCAGGACCUAUACAUGAUCCGGAUGAAGGAGUCCUUGAUUUGUCUAGACUGUAGCAAGGAGAGUAGCAGAAACAGCAGCAUGCUCACUCUCCCUCUUUCUCUUUUUGAUACAGACUCAAAGCCCCUGCAAACGCUGGAAGAUGCCCUACGCUGUUUCUUCCAGCCCAUGGAGUUAUCCAAUAACAGCAAGUGCUUCUGUGAGAACUGUGGGAAAAGGACACGUAGCAAACAGGUCUUGAAACUGACCCAUUUGCCCCAAACCUUGACCAUCCACCUCAUGCGAUUCUCCAUCAGGAAUUCACGGACAAAAAAGAUCUGCCACUCACUGUAUUUCCCCCAGAGCUUAGAUUUCAGUCAGAUUCUUCUGACUGAGCAAGACCUCAGUGAUGCCAAGGAACAGUCUGAAGGACAGUUUGAACUCUUUGCUGUGAUUGCCCACGUGGGGAUGGCUGACUUUGGUCAUUACUGUGCCUAUAUCCGGAAUUCUGUGGAUGGAAAAUGGUUCUGCUUCAAUGACUCCCAUGUUUCUUGGGUGUCCUGGGAAGACAUUCAGUGUACCUAUGGAAAUCAUAACUAUCGCUGGCAGGAAACAGCAUAUCUUCUGGUUUACAUGAAGACUGAGGCCUAAUAGAUAUAUUCAAUAUCUUCAGAGAUUGACAGACAAUUAUUUUCCUUUCCUAUUCUUGAAUCUGUUGACUCUCCUAAGAGAUUUUGUAAUGAAAAGAAGCAUCACUUUCAGACUGUAUAGUUACUUAUUAUUUAUAAUUGGUGACAGGGGACAGGUUAUUGCUAUGAUUUGGAUGUGGUUUGUCUCUCAAAGGUUCUUGUACUGGAGGACUGGUCCCUUAUAUGGCAGUGUUGAAGUGGUGGAAACUUUUUAAGGGUAGGGACCCUAAGGGUAGUAGUUCCCUCCAUUCUCCCCUUCUGUAUGCUGAUCGUUCCCUUUCACUUCUCCACCAUGUUCUGAUGCAGCCAGGGGUUUAUUGCCAGCUUGCUGGCACCAUGCUGAUUAGACCUUCCAGUCACCCAAAUGUGAGCCAAAUAAAUGUCUUUACAAAGUAUUCAGUCUCAUGUAUUUU
This is a messenger RNA of Sciurus carolinensis (gray squirrel), 1814 nucleotides long. RefSeq names its product ubiquitin specific peptidase 18 (gene Usp18). The transcript has 11 exons. The coding region runs from base 239 to 1363 and encodes 374 amino acids. Gene Ontology annotation, biological process: protein deubiquitination. Lineage: Eukaryota; Metazoa; Chordata; Mammalia; Rodentia; Sciuridae. Gene Ontology annotation, cellular component: cytosol; nucleus. Gene Ontology annotation, molecular function: cysteine-type endopeptidase activity; cysteine-type deubiquitinase activity. The record is from RefSeq and is a predicted model, not a curated record.